Molecule: messenger RNA, 1374 nt
Organism: Schizosaccharomyces japonicus yFS275
Lineage: Eukaryota; Fungi; Ascomycota; Schizosaccharomycetes; Schizosaccharomycetales; Schizosaccharomycetaceae
Product: centrosomal transforming acidic coiled-coil protein Alp7
Exons: 2
Coding region: 1-1374 (457 amino acids)
Biological process (GO): protein transport along microtubule to kinetochore; mitotic chromosome movement towards spindle pole; attachment of mitotic spindle microtubules to kinetochore
Cellular component (GO): microtubule minus-end; cytoplasmic microtubule plus-end; cytoplasmic microtubule
Molecular function (GO): microtubule binding
Source: RefSeq, a predicted model, not a curated record
AUGGCUGAAAUUCAAGCAGUAGCUACUACUACUCAAUUACCCGCCGCCGAGCAGGAGACUGUGUCUGACAAUACUCAGCAACCCCCGAUGCCAAAUGAUAUCCCUCCUGGGGCUUCCCCCAGUCACUCGAGUUCGUCUUCUCAAAAUGAAUCUACAUCAACAGAGACCUCACUUGCCGUUUCCAACUGCAGUGAAGAACUCGCUGUUCCCCCUCCUGCAAGUACUGGCCCUCAACAACAAGAAGAUGCUGACACAUUUCGGCCCCCUUCAGACACGAAUUCGAAACGCACAGUGUCGGCUCUCACGCCCAGACCAACUCGGGUUGCUUUGGCGCCGUCAAUUGCACAGCGUACUCCGGAAUUCAAACAUCGCAAGCGCAAUCUCGAGUCUAUCCUUACCCCGAAAGCCAAUUUUCCCCUUCCAGCUGCUCCGGUAAAUGGAGCUCAGCCCACGAACCCAGGCUCUAAGGAUCUGCUUUCUUUUCAAUCCCCGUCCACGUUUCCCGUGCCUCCGCCUAGCAAACCUGUUUUACGACAAAACAAUGCUCCGAAAACGCCUGAACUUAUACCCCAAAAGUCUCUUCUUGACGCAACACCCGCUUCUUCCUCUAACGCACCGUUCCAGUUUGCUUUGACCAAUGCUCACAAAGAAAAAGCACAGUAUGAGGCAGAGUUGCGGAGUCUAGAAGCCAAAUACACCGGUUCUAUCCAAGAAUGCGCCGAACUAAAACACUCCAUCCAAGAGCUGUCUGGCCAGUUCUUUGCCGCUUGUGAGCAAAUUCAAAAACUUCAAUCUUCUCUUGAAGAAGCAGCCUCUGCAGCGGUUCCACCGCCGCCUGCGAACAAUGACAAGCUUUUUACGGAGGAACAGCUUGAACAAAUUUUGCACGAACGGAUGGAGAAGUGGGCCACAGAGCUGCAUGCUCAGUAUUCAGCAAAACACACCCAGAAAAUUAAUGCUUUCAAAGCUAACUAUGCUAAGAAAUAUGAAAGCACAAUUCAAGAGUUACAGAACCAAGUCAACAGUAAUGCUCUCAUAUUAAAUUCUGGCUCUCAGGAUGAACUGACGAAAGAACUGAUGAAGCUAAGAAAUGAUAAUGAAACGUUACGAAUGCAACUAGAAAGUGCUGUGCAUGAGCGGCAAAAAAUGACGACCUUCUUGACGGGAUUGAAAACUAAUUUGGAGAAAAAUGAUCAGCUUCUUCAACAGCAACAAGUGAAGCAUCAAGAAGAAAUCAACAACCUCAACAAACGACUCGGUGUUGUUUCUAAUCAGCUCACGGUUGAGCGACAGGAACGCGAACAAGUAAUGAAAAUGAGCGAAGAUUUACUAGCUAUCAUUGACAAGCUGGAAAAACAACAACAGUCUUCUUAA